AUGCUCUUGAGCCAUACGCGCAUGCCAAAUGAAGUGCUGCAGCACAUCGCUCAGUGCCUGCAAGACGGCAAGGCGAUGCAUGCUUUUCUAUCGGCGUUGCCAGACGCUUGGCUCACACCGCCCAUGGUCGCGCUUGCCACGCUUUACAAGGCCGUCCGCAGCGACCAGCUCGCCGAUACCAACAUGACGUGGCUUUGGCCCGAGCUGGACAUGCGGAACCUCGCGUCCAUCCCCGGCGAGUUCGCUCCAGCCUUCCACGCCUACGCGACGAUGCUUCCAAGGCUGCAAGCCGACCUCAAGUUCCAUCGCCAUGUCAGCCUUCCGCGAGACACUCCAGUAGCGCGGAAAUGUAUCGUGUCGACCAAAGAGCUCGCAACAGCUCUCAACGACUGGGCGCAGCAGCUGCAGAGCCUCGGACUAACCCAAGACCCCGACGCUUUGCCGACGCAGCACCUCUGCAACGCGCUGCCCAGAUUACCCAAGCUCCGUCACCUCGACGUCCUGUGGCAAGCUGACGCACACGCAGAAGAGACUACGGUUCUUCUCCAUGCUCUUAGCGACUACUCGAACGUCACGGAGCUCUGGCUGCGCUACGAUUCCAACUCGAGCUCGCCGCAGUGGACCGCGACCGAGGUCACGGCGCUUGUACGAUGGCUCCAGGCCAACUCCGUCACCGCGGUCGGUCUCGUGGAUGUCCCCAUCGGCGAUGCGAAUGCAAAAGUGCUCGCACGCGCGCUGCUGCAAUCCCAAACGCUCAAGUCCCUCCACGUCGAUGACGGACAAUUGCCGCGCACGCUCUUCAGCCUCGGGCUGUCGCUUCCGACCCAGCUCGAGUCGCUCAACACCUACGUGCGACACAUCCAUGACGUACUUGGCUUGACGCAGACCAUUGCUGGCUCCAACCUGCGCACGUUGGUUGUCGGAACGGUGGUCCCGCUGGAAUGGGACGCGAUGCUGGCAACGAACCUCAUGAACGCCAUCACGAGCCUUCCGCGGCUGCGGCAUCUUUUUCUGGACCACACAGCGCUCCCACUGCCGUCGGUCGUGCGACUGAGCGAGCGACUACCUUCGCUCACAACUCUGCGGCUGUAUGACACGAACCUCGAUGACGCUGGCGCGGCUGUGCUUGCCCGUGCCCUUCCUAGCUGCCGCCAUCUCGAGACAUUGGGGCUCAUCAAGGAAAAUUGCACGUACGUUGCUGCAGAGCUGUUGGCCAAAAACAUCCCGUACUGUCCAUCGCUCAAGACGCUCAACUUGGAUGGCAGCCCGAUUGGCUCGCGCGGUCUUGUCGCAUUGCUUCCCGUCGUGCGCUGCCUCGACACUCUCAGUCUGCCUGGUUGCGGCAUCGAUGACGGCGGUGCGGCGGCGCUCUGUCGUGUGAUGGACUCGACCGACCACCUCUACAAACUCGACUUGAGCUGCAACCUCCUCUCGAAAGUCGCUGUGAAGAGGAUCAUCCGGGCGCUCUCAAAACGGGCGACUCGGUGGGGCGCCGUCUACCUCUGCGACAUCAUUCAAGAUGAAGGAGAGCUGGACGAGUGCAUGUGGAAGUACCUCCGCAACGAGUCGUGGUGCUACGUGUAG
This is a messenger RNA of Saprolegnia parasitica CBS 223.65, 1584 nucleotides long. RefSeq lists its product as hypothetical. Gene Ontology annotation, molecular function: protein binding. Bases 1 to 1584 code for a protein of 527 amino acids. NCBI's taxonomy places the organism in Eukaryota, Oomycota, Saprolegniomycetes, Saprolegniales, Saprolegniaceae. The record is from RefSeq and is a predicted model, not a curated record. The transcript has a single exon.